Molecule: messenger RNA, 313 nt
Organism: Onychostruthus taczanowskii (white-rumped snowfinch)
Lineage: Eukaryota; Metazoa; Chordata; Aves; Passeriformes; Passeridae
Product: hypoxia-inducible factor 3-alpha-like
Exons: 2
Source: RefSeq, a predicted model, not a curated record
CAUGCUGGCCCCCUACAUCCCCAUGGACGGCGACUUCCAGUUGGGCGGGGCCGAGCCCCAGAGGGGGCGGGGCCUGCGCCGCCCCGGCCCCGCCCACAAGGCCGAGGCUCCGCCCCCGAGGCCACGCGCCCGCAGCUUCCCCGGGCGAGGCCCCGCCCCCUCCCGGGCUGGCCACGCCCUCCCGAGAUGGGGCAGCGACCCCGCCCUCGGCCACGCCCCGCGGCCACGCCCUGCUAGGAAGAGGCCGCGGGAGCCGAGCGCGGAGGAGCCGGGAGCCCCCCUGAAACGGGCGGAGCUGGACCCCCAACUGCUG